AUACCGCCUCGGCAAAAAGGGAGUGAGUGGCUCUCUAAAAACAAAAAUAAAAAAUAAAAAUAAAUAUGACAUGACUCAAAUGUCGCGGCGAUGAUCCUCAUUCUGCAUCAAUUUCAAUUUCAAUAGUUGCAUGUCGCACACUCACGCGACAUUUUAUCUGCUACUAUGGCGUAAUAUCUUUAACCUCAAGUCACACUUUAUCAUAAUCAAGAAAUACAAAUAGAAAUAGUCUGACAUUGUAAACAGUUACUGAAAAAACUUAUUAAGUGACUAUGUGCAGAUUCAUGAUCUAUAAGGGUAGGGACCCUAUGGUCCUCUCAGAUUUACUCACUAAACCUGCACAUUCUAUAAUUAAUCAAUCAUUUGAUUCUCGACUUCGAUUAGAUAUGAGAAAUCCAAUUAAUGGUGAUGGAUUUGGGGUUGGAUAUUAUACUGCAAAUCAUAAACCUUGUGUAUUUAAAGCGAUAACUCCCGCCUGGAAUAAUGUGAAUUUAAAUAAUUUAUCAAUGUGUACUGAAUCAAGAUUAGUAUUUGGACAUGUUAGAGCUUCAACUCAAGGAGUUUUAUCAGAAACUAAUUGUCAUCCAUUUUCUUAUGGGAAAAUUAUGUUUAUGCAUAAUGGAGGAAUAUCAUCAUUUGAUCUUAUUAAGAAAAGAUUAAUAAAUUAUAUAGAAGAUAAAUUCUUUUUCAUAAUUCAAGGUUCAACUGAUCUGGAAUGUUGUUUUGCAUUAUUUCUUGAUACUUUAUUUAAGAUGGGUUAUGAUCCUGCUGAUCGAAAUAUUCAAUAUUCUAAUAUAAUUUUAAGAAAAGCAUUAUUAAAAACAAUAGAAUUACUUAAAGAUUGGCAAACUUCAGUUACUAGUGAACCUUCAUUAUUAAAUUUUGCAAUAACUGAUGGAGAAAGUAUAGUUAUAAGUCGAUAUGUUACAUCAAAAACUGAAGAAGCUGCUUCAUUACAUUUUAGUACUGGAUCAAAAUUCUUUGAAUAUGAACCAGGAUUAUUUAAAAUGGAAAGAUUAAAUCGAUCUCAAGAUGUAAUCUUUGUUGCUAGUGAACCAUUAACUUUUGAAAGAGGUGAUUGGUUAUGUGUACCAUCUAAUACAACUUUAACUAUAACUAAAAAUAAUACAGUAUUAAUGCAUCCAAUUGAAGAUGAAUUUUAUGGAGCCAAUGAAAGAUCAUCUGAUUUAGCUAUAAGUAAAGGUUUAAUGGGUGGAGUACCUACAAAACGUCAUGCUCAACAAGAUAAUUCAAGUGAUGAAAUAGAUUCUACAAUUGCUGAAUUACCUCCUCUUGAAAGAGAAGGUAGAAAAAUGUCAACUGAGGCAAUUGUAUUUUAGUUUAUUGGUUUUAUUAGUUUAUUCUACAGGGGAUAUCUUAUAGAUAUAUUAAAUAAAUUAAUCAU
This is a messenger RNA of Scheffersomyces amazonensis, 1405 nucleotides long. RefSeq names its product glutamine amidotransferase subunit (gene DUG3). The record is from RefSeq and is a predicted model, not a curated record. Gene Ontology annotation, cellular component: cytoplasm; glutathione hydrolase complex. The coding region runs from base 273 to 1340 and encodes 355 amino acids. Gene Ontology annotation, biological process: glutathione catabolic process. Gene Ontology annotation, molecular function: omega peptidase activity. The transcript has a single exon. Lineage: Eukaryota; Fungi; Ascomycota; Pichiomycetes; Serinales; Debaryomycetaceae.